UAAGCGUUGUUAAUUCGUAAGCGUUGUUAAUUCGUAAGCGUGUCCCUGUGAAUCACACCCUCGUAAAUCACACCCUUAAAAACACCCAUCCCAUAAAUACCCCCCUACCCCAUAACUACCACCCAUCUCAUAAACGUACCUAUCGCCCAUAAAUACCCCUCCUCUACUCAACACCUAAUCAAAUCACCACUAACACAGUUUCACAUAAACAAUUAUAAACCCUUCACCACCCCUCCUCAUGUUCCUAUUCAUCUCCCUGCUAACAUCCAAACUGAUAGAACUGCACUUCCUGCACAAUGACAGUCUUGUGCUGGGCAUAGACACCCUCCACCUGUCCGUACUGCCCCUAAGCAAGGCCUUCCAGCAGGCACUGAACACGUACUGCACAUUCGCACAGCUACGUAAGAUAUCGGACAACCACUACGAAGUGUUCUACUGCGGUAUGAAGGUGUGUGUGGAUAGGGAGGAGCGGGACGUGGCGGUGUGCACGUAUGAUGAGCUUGAGAGCGUGUUUAGGAUGGUGGUGGUAGAUGAUGAUAAGUACAUGCUGGAGAGCGAUGGGCGGUGUGUUACGUACUACUAUGGACGAGUUGGCUUGGGGAAGUGUGAUGGUAGGGAUGAGCAGGUGUUUGUUGCUAGGGAGGGUGGUGGCAGUGUUGAUGGGGGCACUAUUGCUGAGAAAGAGAAGAUCGUGCUGGAAGUGAUGGACAAGAAUGAGGAGUACUACAGGAGAGAGUCUCUCAAAGGCAUAGGACGUAAGUGAAGUGUUGUGUAUAUGGUGAUUAAUUGUGGUGAAGGGGUGUGGUGAUUAGUUGUGGUGGUGAAGGGGUGUGAUGAUGAAGUAUUGUGUAUAUGGUGAUUAAUUGUGGUGAGCAAUUGUGGUGGGCAGUACCUGCAUUAUUAAAUGGCAGUGCUACUCCGUUUAUAAAACGUAGUAAAAUUUGCUUGCAUAAUAAACGGCACUUCC
Vavraia culicis subsp. floridensis is the source of this 967-nucleotide messenger RNA. RefSeq lists its product as uncharacterized. Bases 239 to 763 code for a protein of 174 amino acids. The transcript has a single exon. NCBI's taxonomy places the organism in Eukaryota, Fungi, Microsporidia, Pleistophoridae. The record is from RefSeq and is a predicted model, not a curated record.